Messenger RNA from Talaromyces marneffei, 1245 nucleotides. RefSeq lists its product as uncharacterized. Lineage: Eukaryota; Fungi; Ascomycota; Eurotiomycetes; Eurotiales; Trichocomaceae. The transcript is spliced from 5 exons. Gene Ontology annotation, cellular component: chromatin; nucleus. The record is from RefSeq and is a predicted model, not a curated record. Gene Ontology annotation, molecular function: chromatin binding; histone binding. The coding region runs from base 1 to 1245 and encodes 414 amino acids. Gene Ontology annotation, biological process: nucleosome assembly.
AUGUCAGAACCCAUCAGAAAUAAAAAGGCCGAUUUCCUAGUCGCUCCUUCACUCCGCUACUCCAGCACCCCACAGAAUACACCUGCUAACAAUGCUCCGAUCUCUUCUCAUGCUCAGCAGCCUGGUGUAGCUAGUAUCUCAGAGGAAAACCUUGAUCAUGCAGCUGCCGCAAGCUUGUUCGCAAAGAACCCAGCUCUGGUCUCGAUGAUCCAAGGCAGACUGGGCUCUCUCAUCGGGCGCUCAUCGGGCUAUAUCGAAUCAUUGCCCUUGCCAGUCCGCCGUCGUGUCGCCGGUCUUAAGGGUAUCCAAAAGGACCACGCCAAGCUCGAAGCCGAAUUCCAGGAGGAAGUACUGCAGUUGGAAAAGAAAUACCUUCAGAAAUUCACCCCCUUAUACCAGAGACGUUCCGAGAUUGUGAAUGGUGCUGUCGAGCCUACCGAAGAUGAAGUCGAAGCUGGUGAGGCCGAACUAGCUGAUGAGGAUGAGACCAGGAAGGAGUCCGAGGAGAAGACUGAGCCCUCAGCCGAGGAGGCCAAUGUGUCCGGUAUCCCAGAGUUCUGGCUUUCUGCCAUGAAGAACCAAGUUUCCCUGGUUGAGAUGAUCACCGAGCGAGAUGAAGAGGCCCUUAAACAUCUGACCGAUAUUCGCAUGGAAUAUCUUGAUCGACCCGGGUUCCGUCUUAUUUUUGAAUUUUCUGAGAACGAAUUUUUCACCAAUAAAACCAUCUGCAAGACAUACUACUACCAGGAGGAAAGCGGAUACGGCGGCGACUUCAUCUACGACCAUGCCGAGGGUGAUAAGAUUGACUGGAAAGCCGACAAGAACCUUACUGUCCGUGUAGAGAGCAAGAAGCAGCGAAACAGGAGCACGAAACAGACCCGUGUCGUCAAGGUCACAGUGCCUACCGAGUCUUUCUUCAACUUCUUUUCCCCACCCAAGCCCCCCGUCGAGGAAGAUGACGCCACCAGUGAUAUUGAGGAACGACUAGAGCUGGACUAUCAGCUUGGCGAAGAUAUCAAAGAGAAGUUGAUUCCACGCGCCAUUGACUGGUUCACCGGCGAAGCCCUCCAAUUCGAGGAACUUGGUGAAGAAAUGGAAGAUGAGGAAGAGUUUGAUUUCGAUGAUGAGGACGAUGAAGAUGACGAUGAUGAGGAGCGGCGAUCUGACAACGGUGACGAGGAAUCUGACGAAGAGGAUGGAACGUCGAAGCCCAAAAAGGAACAGGCAGAGUGCAAGACGAGCUGA